Lactuca virosa is the source of this 561-nucleotide messenger RNA. The record is from the annotation of a GenBank genome assembly. Lineage: Eukaryota; Viridiplantae; Streptophyta; Magnoliopsida; Asterales; Asteraceae.
AUGGAUGCAAAAGUGGCGACUGGAAUGGCAUGGGGCCAAGCCAACAGUAACCAGCCGUUCAUAUGGGUGGUUCGACCGGGUUCGGUUCAUGGGUGUGAUUGGAUCGAGUUUUUGCCGGAGGAUUUGGUAAGUGAGAUGAAGGUGAAAGGUUUGAUCGUAAAAUGGGCACCCCAGAAGGACGUAUUAGCACAUUCUGCAGUUGGAGGAUUUUGGAGCCAUGUGUGGUUGGAAUUGGCCAUGACAUCUGGCUUCUCCCGUGGUGUCAACUCUUUUUGUUUUGCUAAGUUUGGAUACAUUAUUUCAGGUGAUCCUAGGAAGGAGUGUGCAAUUGAUGUCCUUGGUGUAGUGACAUGGUAUACCGGCUUGAUGCUUAACAUGAAGGAUGAUUUUGCAUUUGGGAUUGGUAAUGAUUUUUUAGUGAAACUAUGGUGGUCAUCAUUCAACUUAGUAGGAUUUGACAAUAGCAAGGUCGUCCUAUGGUUUGAAACUGAUUUUGUUGGGACAAAGGUAAUUGUGCAUUCAAUAGUUGACGAUGUUAUGGGCUUCAGAAAAACGGUAUAG